Messenger RNA from Pseudomyrmex gracilis, 1921 nucleotides. Its product is annotated as probable ATP-dependent RNA helicase DDX55 homolog. Gene Ontology annotation, cellular component: nucleolus. The coding region runs from base 110 to 1885 and encodes 591 amino acids. Gene Ontology annotation, molecular function: ATP binding; nucleic acid binding. Lineage: Eukaryota; Metazoa; Arthropoda; Insecta; Hymenoptera; Formicidae. The transcript is spliced from 7 exons. The record is from RefSeq and is a predicted model, not a curated record.
ACUUUUUUGAUAUUCGCUGUCAGAUUGUGCCGACUGCUGGCUGCGUGUGUGCUCAUAUAUAUAUCUUUAAAUAACAUAAUCACUAACAUAAAAAAUAUACAUAUACAUUAUGAAAACACGAAAAUGGGAAGAGUUGAAAGAGUUAAAUAUAUGGUUAAGCAAUCCUGUAUUAAAAACAUUAAAACAAUUGGAGUUCUUUGAGAUGACACCAGUUCAGGAAGCUUGCAUACCAUUAUUAUUGAGUGGUAAAGAUGUUGCGGUAGAAGCAGUUACAGGCAGUGGAAAGACGCUUGCUUUUCUUAUUCCAUUAUUGGAGAUGUUACAAAAACGACCAGAAAAGUGGAAGCCUAUGGAAGUAGGAGCUAUAAUAAUCAGUCCAACAAGAGAACUAGCUACACAAAUUAGUGAAGUUUUAGGACAAUUUUUAAAGUUGAUCCCAUCAUUGAAGGAAGUAUUACUUGUUGGAGGUACAACACCAGAAGAAGAUGUAAAGAAAUUGACAAAGGGAAUGAACAUUAUUGUUGCUACUCCUGGGAGAUUGGAAGACAUUUUAUCUAAUUGUAAAACUAUAAAUUUGAGUUUAUGUGUAAAAUCUCUGGAAUUUCUUGUACUGGAUGAAGCAGAUAGAUUAUUAGACUUGGGUUUUUCAGUUACAUUAAAUAGUAUUUUAAGCUAUUUACCACGUCUUAGAAGAACAGGAUUGUUCUCUGCAACACAAACAAAAGAAUUGCAGCAAUUAAUUAGGGCAGGACUGAGAAAUCCUGCAAUAAUUGUUAUAAAGGAAAAAUCAAAUGUUUCAACACCAGUAAAUUUGAAGAACAGUUACACAAUUGUUCAGGCUCAGCACAAGCUGUCAAUCAUGAUAGAUUUCAUACGUUCAAUUGGACUUCAACAAACAAAGUAUAUGAUAUUUUUACCUACUUGUGCAUGUGUGGACUACUUUAGUAAAGUAAUACAAGCAUUGUUGCCAUCAAUUGAUGUAUUUUGUCUACAUGGCAAAAUGAAAAGUCAGAGAUUCAAAGUAUUUGAUCAAUUUCGACAGGCCAAAAAUGGCGUUUUAAUAUGUACCGAUGUAAUGGCACGUGGAAUUGACAUAUCUGAGAUACAAUGGGUUUUGCAGUAUGAUCCUCCUUCCAUCGCAAGUAAUUUUGUACACAGAUGUGGUAGAACUGCUAGAAUCGGCAAUGAAGGAAAUUCAUUGCUAUUUCUUCUGGAGACGGAGGAUGCGUAUGUUGAUUUUAUUAAAAGAAAUCAGAAAGUCGAAUUGCAACAAAUAGAAACAAAACCAGAUGAUAAUACUGUGGAAGAAUGCUUGCGGUGUAUGAGAAAGUUGCAACAACAAGAUCGACUUAUGUUUGAUAAGGCAAAUCGCGCGUUUGUUUCGUACAUACAGGCGUAUAAUAAACACGAAUGUAAUUUGAUUCUUCGAUUGAAGGAUAUGGAUUUAGGAAAGGUGGCCAUGGGUUUCGGAUUGUUAAAAAUGCCAAAAAUGCCCGAACUUAAGGGAAAGGAUGUCUCAUUUUUUGUUGGUCCUGAGAUCGACGUUAAUGAAAUACCUUACGCAAACAAACAACGUGAAUUACACAGAAUAAAGAAAUUAAUUAAGUAUCAGAACACUGGUGUCUGGCCGGGUAAAUGCAAGCGUAAACAGAAACAAACCGAAUCCUGGUCAGAAUCCAAAAAAAAACAUCACGAAAGGCAAGAGAAACGAAACAAACGAAAACAACAGAAGAAAUUGGAACAACAUUCAGCUUCGGCUAAAAAGAAAAGAAAACUAAUUGAUGAGGAAUCCCUCGCGGAAUUAGCAAAAGAUAUAGCGUUGAUCAAGAAAUUCAAAAAGAAAAAGAUCUCAGAAGAAGAGUUUGAUAUGGCUUUUGGAGUCUAAAGCGUUUAUAAUGAAUUUGAAUUUAAAGUUUUAUUU